Molecule: messenger RNA, 1085 nt
Organism: Klebsormidium nitens
Lineage: Eukaryota; Viridiplantae; Streptophyta; Klebsormidiophyceae; Klebsormidiales; Klebsormidiaceae
Source: the annotation of a GenBank genome assembly
CAUUUCCGGGGUGGCGCAUUGGAGUGACGGGUUUGGGUUGCUCGAUGAGUCUGCAAGCCAGCACAUCUCCAAGCGCAUCGCAAGCUACCCGGCAUUCGUGCAAGGCGUUGACUAAACCCUCACAAGCGCCUCUGAGUACAUUGAUCAAAGCAGGCGUCGUGGUCACUCACACACGCAAGGAUCUGCGGAGGUGGGGGCGCUCUGCUCCCAGGGGUUUCAAGGAAUGCACGCAUUUCCAGCGGCGCUGUUCGUUUCCGAGCCUUGAUGAUCUGAGCUGCCAGAGGGGCAUAUACAAUUUGACAGGUUAUCUGGACAGAUAUAUACAACGUCACGCAACGUUACACAAGAUCAGCCACUUCAGGCGCCAGCCUAACAGAAAGAUGGUGGUCAAAGCUGCAGAAAGCGCACCCCAUGAGCAGCUUCAGCAAGGAAGCCCCUCCCUUCUGCACAGUGUGGAUGCGUUUGAUAAGUCCUUCUCGGCCUGGCUGUACGCCGAUGGGCGGUCCCACUUGCGGGGCUUUCUGAAGUUUCUGGAAAUGUCAGGAACUGGUUCCAUCUGGAUCCCCGCCAUCAUCGCCCUCUGGCUGGCUCCCUUCGACUACCCCUCCGCUCUUCGUGCCCUGGCCUUCAACCUUCUGGUUGGUUUCCUGUUAGACCUCGCCCUCAUUGGGUCCAUUAAAGGCCUGGCCAGGCGCACCCGGCCCAAGUACAACCGCGAGUUUUCAGUUCUUGUACCAGUGGAUGUGUACUCGUUUCCCAGCGGCCAUGCUUCCAGAGCCAUUUUUAUCGCCUCCUUCCUGUGCUUCUGCAUCUACGCCAACAAAGGCUCGUUUCUUACCGGUACAUCAGCUGCUAGCGCGUGCUCACUCGUAGCUUUUUGGGCCGCAUGCACCGCAAGCUCUCGCGUGUUCCUUGGCAGGCACUACUUUCUAGACGUCGUUGCGGGCUGCUUACUUGGCAUCCUGGAGCUGGUCAUCAUGACCACCUUUUUGUGGGUGUCCGAAACGACCUCCACUAAGUACCACAGCUUGCUGUGGCAAAGACUAAAACUCUUAAACUGAAAUUGCACACAAUUUAGUUUCAUC